UCUUCCGCAUACCAGAAACGAUGGUCUUCCGAUUCGACGACUUCCCAGCAGAACCGACAGGCAGUCGUAAAAAAGAGUCUGCUGGAGGCAAAUUCAACUUAUAUGGCGACGAGUGGGAGGACACUGUUGACUUUGCCAUUCAAGGAUUCGACGAGCUUCCGCAUCGCCUAUUUGGCGUAAACCAGCAUAUGAUUAUCAACUAUGAGCUCAAAGAGGCCCUCCGUAUGAUGCUGCGCCAGUUUAAUGCGCCUAUCGUCUACUGUUUCGCCUACGGCUCGGGCGUUUUCCCCCAGGAAAGGCCCGGUCGCAGCAUCAGCGAGGCUGACUUUCGAGCCGUCCAUCCUAGGCCCCCCGAAGCUUUGGUCAAGGCCCAAGGAGGCUCACCCAAAAUGAUUGACUUCAUUUUCGGAGUCACGCACACAGAACACUGGCACUCUAUCAACAUGAAGCAGCACCGGGACCAUUACUCUGGCGUCGCAUCGCUGGGCUCGGGCUUUGUCUCGCGCGUCCAGAAAUGGGGUGCUGGCGUGUACUUCAACCCCUACGUUGAAGUUAGCGGCAUGUUGGUCAAAUACGGUGUCACAAGCAUCGACAACUUGGUUAGGGACUUGUCCACUUGGGAUAACCUCUAUUUGGCAGGGCGCCUGCAGAAGCCUGUCAAGAUUCUCCGUGACCAUCCCCAGGUCCGACUGGCGAAUCAGAUAAACCUCAUCGCUGCUGUCCGAACCGCACUCCUUCUGCUGCCUUCUGAUUUCACCGAGGCCGACCUAUAUAGCACCAUUGCUGGCCUCAGCUACCUCGGCGACCCACGAAUGGCUCUCCCUACCGAGAACAAGAGCAAGGUAGCCAAUAUUGUCUCCAACAACAUGGUGCAUUUCCGUCGGCUCUAUGCUCCGUUGGUCAGAACACUUCCCAAUGUAGCAUUCGUGGAUCCAGUUCGGCUCGAUGAUGAGAGCUGGAUUCUGAACCCCGACGCCAACGCCAGGAUGCAGCAGGAUAUGGAUUUGGUGAAGAGAGGCAACAUGGUCAGACGUUUACCAGGAAGCUUCAGGUCUCGUCUUUACUUUCAGUACCGCAAGAAAUUUGGUGUUCCCCGAGACGAAUUCGAUGCUAUGAUGGAGGCAGCUUCUGACUCGGACGGAGCGGUAAAGCGCCGUCAAGCGGGAGAGUUUGAGAAGCGGAUUGCCGCGGAUGACACCGAACAUUUGAAAAAGAUAACCCGCCAGGUCAUCAAGCAGACGGUCAACUGGCCCAGCACAUCUCAAAGCAUCAAGGGCUUGAUCAUGGGUGGUUUCAAGAAAUCAUGGCGAUACUUGGGCGAAAAGGUGUCCAAGUGGAAGAAGGGCAGAUCCGAGAAGAAGUCCGAAAGCAAGGACGCUGAAAAGCCACAGAAAAAGGAAGAGUAAAGUGCAAGCUUUUACUCAGUCGCCUUAACGACGACGCAUUUUUUUUUCUCUUCAGCUUUGGCAUUCUUGCCUUUAUUUUCUUGCUACAUAUUGUAUCACGUAUGCAUCUACACAAUGAACAUAGAGCUUAGAUUUGAGAGAGCGAUUGCAGCAACAGCCGAGCGGCGCGCAAGAUUUUGCAUCGGCUGGCUAUGAGCCACGAGGACUGGAGACAUAGGACACAUUGAAAAAGAAUGAGAGGCAAAAAGAUGAAAUGGGAUGACAAAAAAAGAGAGACAAAAAAGCUGGAUAAGCAGAUGGAUGGCGCUGAUGGAAAUGUGAAAUAAAUGGAUAGGAUAGAUGGAUGACUUGGGUUGGCUGGUUUGAUGGGCAUGGGGGCGUUGACGAAGGAAUGAAGCGAAUGCUGUUGAAAAAGGCGAGCGGCUUUGCAACUUGUAUUGUAGUGUAUCAAAAUAACUAGUAGGAAAUACGAUGGGAGAUUUUGGCUUCAUCUAGGCAUAU
Molecule: messenger RNA, 1907 nt
Organism: Trichoderma atroviride IMI 206040
Lineage: Eukaryota; Fungi; Ascomycota; Sordariomycetes; Hypocreales; Hypocreaceae
Biological process (GO): cardiolipin biosynthetic process; CDP-diacylglycerol biosynthetic process
Cellular component (GO): mitochondrion
Molecular function (GO): phosphatidate cytidylyltransferase activity
Source: RefSeq, a predicted model, not a curated record